Hypanus sabinus (Atlantic stingray) is the source of this 8629-nucleotide messenger RNA. RefSeq names its product telomerase-associated protein 1 (gene tep1). Gene Ontology annotation, cellular component: telomerase holoenzyme complex. The coding region runs from base 162 to 7931 and encodes 2589 amino acids. The record is from RefSeq and is a predicted model, not a curated record. Gene Ontology annotation, biological process: telomere maintenance via recombination. Gene Ontology annotation, molecular function: protein binding; telomerase RNA binding; telomerase activity. The transcript is spliced from 54 exons. Lineage: Eukaryota; Metazoa; Chordata; Chondrichthyes; Myliobatiformes; Dasyatidae.
UACUCCGCCCAGCCUCACAACAACACCCGGUUGCCCUGACGCUCCCGUUGUUCCAUUGGCGGAUAUUCCAGAUUUCCCUCUUUCCCAUUGGCUCUCCGCCUGGCAUUCGGCGGCUUCGUCUGAAUGACGUCACCAGUGCGGAAGAGGGCGCUGCUGGAGCGAUGAAGACCGAGAACCCCCUGCUGAGGGGCCCGGAUAUGCUGCGGGGCCCCUCCUUGGCCAAUCGGCACCUCUCGGGUCCACCCCUCCAGCCGCUGACCACCCAGAACCCGGCCACCUCCGCUGACCACCUCCUGUCCUGCGGCAUCCAGUUGGGGAACCGACUCCUCGACAGCCGGACACGGGCAACCGGGCCUCCCACUGCCCCCACCGUACCCCUCUGCUUUAGCCGCUCCCUCUGCCCCCGGCUGCCCUCUGCGCUCGGCCCCUCGACCUCUGCUCCAGCAGGGGACAAGGCAAGGCAGAGGGGAGAGAAGAGCCAAACGGGUGUGGAGACUCAGUUGGAACGACUGGAUGACGAGUGGCAAUGGGACCCCAUGGAGUCGUCUCUGCACAUGCCCAGCUAUGACCUGUCUGCGCAAGGCUGUGAGGAUCUGGCGGACGCGCAGACUGCCUCCGAGGCCGAGGAGCUCGGUGAUGUUCCGGGGCACUCGGCAGACCGGGAUGCCAGACUGCGAGAGAAGAAGGACACUUUGCUAAAUGCUGUCUGCUGCUCCCUGCUGGCGGGGCCCAAAUUCGCCAGCCGGACAGAUGACACCCGCUGCCUGCUGCUCCACCUGUGCCGCGAGGUGGCGGAGGAGGACCCCGAGUUUAUCCUGAAGGUUGCUCUCUACACCAGGCAGGAGCUGAACGUCCGAAGCACGGCCAACUUCCUGCUGGCUGUGGCAGCCUGGCUUCCUGCCGCCCGGCCCCACCUCCGGCGAUACUUCGCCCGGACCAUGCGCCUGCCCUCCGAUUGGAUCGAGGUGGCGAAGGCCUUCCAGAGCCUGGCGGAGUCUGGCAGCAAGUGGCCGCCCUUCCCGUCCUGCCUGCGACAGGGUCUGAGCGAUGCCUUCCUCUCCUUUGACGAGUACCAGUUGGCCAAGUACAACUCCAGGCGGCAGCGCGGCAAGACCCGGAAAGGGGCGAGGGACAAAUGUGUUCCAAACCAGGAUGUUGCCAAGACCAUGCCGUUCACUCUGAAGAAGCUCGUUCAAUGGCUGCAUCUGAAGGAGCCAGCCAAUCAAAUCAUGUGCCUGUUGGGUCGAAGGUACCCUUCGGAUCUGCAAUCGUUCUCCCGCAGCCGUCUGCCUGGGCCCUGGGAUUCCCAGAGAGCCGGGAAGAGGAUGAAGCUGCCAGUCCCGGAGACGUGGGAGAGGGAGCUCUCGCUGCACGGCAACACGGCCAAAGUCUGGGAGCGGCUGAUAGAUAACCAGAAGCUGCCCUUCAUGGCCACCCUUCGUAACCUGCGGAAUAUGAUCACCUGCGGACUGAGUCCGCGUCACCACCGGCUGAUCGUCUCCAGGCUCUCGGACAAGAAAACCGUCAUCCACAGCCGCCAGUUUCCCUUCCGGUUCCUCGCUGCCUUCCGCGUCCUCGCUGAGCUGGGUGAGCGGCUGGAACACAAGGACGACCCCCUGCCGUCGAGGCAGGAGAUGAUACAGCAGGUCUUGGCGUCUAUCCGCCAGCGUCAGUCCCGGAUCCGGGGGGUGAAGGUCCACUCCCGCCCGUCCCAGGCCGCGGCCCGUACCUUCACACCACUCUCCACGCAGGUGACCAGGAAACUCAAGAAGCUGCAGGAGCGCAAGAAUGUUCGGUAUGACCAGAACCUCCUGGAUCAGUACAGGAACGCCCUGGAGAAAGCCAUCGAGAUCUCGGCCACACACAACAUUCCCCCUCUCUCAGGCCGCACCGUCAUCCUGUGUCCUGUCAGUCAGGUGAUGGAGCAGCCCUGCCAGGGGGCACGGGACCUCCUCCUUCCCGGGACCCAGCGACCCGAGAGCGAGACCCGGCCUGGGGCCCCCAAGCUUCUGGAGAUCGCUGUGCUGCUGGGACUGAUGGCCAAGCAUGUCAGUGAGCAUUGUCGCUUGGUCCUGUACGCCGACCGUUCCCACCGGGAAGUGGAAGUGCUCUGCGGAUCCAUCCUCUCCGGAGUGAGCCAGGUCCUCGAGCAGGCCAAGGACAUGGAGGACGAGGACAAGGGGGGUGGCUUCUUCAUGACUGACGGUUCCCACUCUUUCCUCACCGAGUGCAUUCGAGAUCACGUGCAGAUCGACACCCUUCUGGUCCUGUCCUGCAGCUCAGCAGCGGGGGAGAUGGUCCAACUCUACCGUCGCCUUGUCAACUGCAACCUCCUCUUCGUCCAGGUGGAUCUCUCAGCCCGGAGACUGAGUAUCAAUCCUGAGAUCAACAGCUGCAGAAAUGAUGUCACCCUCUUCGGCUACAGUGACCAGAUCUUAAGGUUUCUGUGCGAGCGAGGUUCCUGCCGUCUCCUGGAACACGUGGAGAAGAUCGACGACAUCUUCCGCCUUCCGAAAGCCAGGGAGAGUGUCCGUGUCCUCAAGGAGAUGGAGUCAACUUCGCUCUCCAAUAUUCUCAGGGUUCCAACGCACAGGUGGAGGACUGUCCGGAUCUUCGUCUCCUCCACGUUCCGGGACAUGGCGGGGGAGCGGGACCUGCUGGUGCGCGCCAUCCUCCCUGAGCUGCGCGCUAGGGCUGCUCCCCACCGAAUCCACUUGCAGGAGGUCGACCUGCGCUGGGGCAUCACCGAGGAGCAGAGCCGCAGCAACAGGCAACUGGAGCUUUGCUUGUCUGAGGUUGCCCGCUGCCAGCUCUUCGUGCUGAUCCUGGGCGAGCGUUAUGGACAGACCCUGGACGACUAUUCCUUGCCAGACCUGCCCCAGUUCCAGUGGGUUAAGGACUACCCAAAAGGUCGUUCCAUCACUGAGCUGGAGUUGAUGCAGUUCCUGAGACAGGCCCCGGGAGAUCCCAGACAGACCUGCUUUGUCUACACAAGAGACCCUGCUGUCCUGAGGACAAUUCCAGAGCAGUGGACAUCGGACUUCUCAGCGGAGUCAGAAGGGGCGAAACUCCGGGUAGCUGAGCUGAAGAGGGAGGUGAAGGAGCGGGAUUUGCUGAUCAUGGAGAACUACCGCAGCAAGUGGGGGGGGCUCCUCCACGGGAAGCCCUACCUGGCCGGGCUGGAGGAAUUCGGCGGCAGUGUACUGCGCAAGCUCUGGGAGGCCACGCUCGCUCAACACUGCCAGCAGGGCCAGAGCGACACUGAGGAUGACCAAGACACCCUCCAGGGCAGCUUCCUGGAGGCUCACAGCAGCCAGCUGUUCGGCCGGCGCAAGCAGCUCUCCGCAGCGGCUGCCGAGAUCCUCCAGCAGAGGAAGGGCACCAUCUUCCUCGUCCACGGACGCCCCGGCGAGGGCAAGACCACCUUCCUGGCCGGGCUCGUCGACCAGCUCUCCCGUUCCGAGCCGUCAGACGUCUCGGCGCAGUGCAGCGUCUUCUACCACUUCACCGCGGCCGGUGAGGGGGCGCAGAGCAGCACCGCCUUCCUCCGGCGCGUCUGCCAGCAGCUGGACCCACACUCGGACCGCGACGUUCCUCAGACCCACAGGCCCCUGGUGCUACACUUCCACAACCUGCUGUCGAGCCGCACCAGCUCCCGGCGCCGGCUGAUCCUCCUGCUGGACGGUGCAGACCAGCUACUGGGGGCCGGGGGCUCCCCUUCCUCUGACUGGAUACCCGAGCCUGUCACCCAGGGGGUGACCCUGGUGCUGUCGGUGACGGAAGGAUCCUACCUACACCGGACCCUGGACAAGCACAGGCAGGCGCUGGCCUGCAGCCUCGGGCCGCUGGAGCCGCUGGACAGGGCGCAGGUCGUGCGCGCCAGUCUGGCUCAGUACGGCAAGCGUCUGGCGGAGACGCCCUUCAACAACCAGAUGAGACUGCUGGUGGCGAAGAGGGAGUCACACCAGCCCCUCUACCUCAAGAUGGCCUCGGAGGAUCUCCGCACAUUCGGGGUCUUCGAGAAGGUCUCGGAGAGGAUCCGCGCAAUGCCCUCAACCCUCCGCCAGAUGCUGCAGUGGGUGCUGGGGAGACUGGAGCAGGAAUUUGGAGCAGAGACAGUGACCUUUGCCUUCUGCACUCUCAGCGUCAGCGAGAGAGGCCUGCGUGAGGGCGACCUCUAUUCCACCCUCUGCACCCACAGGAGUCUGCUGAAGGGAGAGGCCUCCCCGAGAUGGGAGGAGGUGAUGCAGGAGACGCUGGCUCCCAGACGACCCAUCGCCAUGGCAACCUUUGCCCGUCUGCUUCGGGGAUUGGCUGCUGUGAGUGGUGUGUGGGGACUGGCUGACAGCUCCGGUUCCGGUUCCCGUCUCCGUCUGGCCGGAUCGUUGCUGCAGGGAGCAGUGGAGCAGCGAUACCUGCGAGAGGGGGACAGGGCCCGGCACGCCCACCUACUACUGGCUGCUCACUUGUGGAGAAUGACCGAUCCGGCUGGGGACAGGAGCUUCACCGACUGUGACCCCGAGGCCCUCACUGACCUGCCACUUCAUCUGGUGGGAUCAGGACAGCAUGUCCUCCUCUCCUCCCUCCUGUCUGACCUCCGUUUCUCCUGGCUGCACCUGCGCCUUGGGAUGUUGCCCCAGCUGGGAGCUGCCUUCGCCCGCUGUGGCUCCGCUGGAGAGGGGACCACAGAGGUGGGGCCGUCCGGCAACUCCCCCAACCGGUCAGAUGUCAGAACUUGCCAGGAUUUUGUGGCCGCCAAUUCGGCCCUCCUGUCCCGCUACCCCCUCCUCUUCUGGCAGCAGGCGUUGAAUCAGGAGGAGGGCUCUCCGGUGGAACGCCAGGCCCAGAAACUGCUGGGGUCCAGCCCGGAGAACCGGCUCACCCCACUGGACUUCCGCCUCAUCUGCUGGGUCAACCGGCCACAGCCGACCCCGUGUGAGGCUCGCAGGGUGACGAAGGUGCCAUCCGUACCGGACUGCGUGGGCGUCUCGGCUGACGGGAAACAGGCAGUGGUGGGCACUGGACAAGGAUCCCUCCAUCUCCUGAACCUGGAGAGUGGCCAGGAGGUGCAGUCACUGGUCAGCGAGGGUGACGGGGUCUCGUGCUGCACUUUCCUGAGCGAGGGCACGCUUUGCACCGCCUCUUUCGAUGGGAAGGUCGAGGUGUGGGACCUCAGCCGAGGCUGCAGGUUGCUGCUGCUCGAGGCCCACUCUGAUCGGAUAUCGGGAUGUGCCGUGUCUCCCGACGGGAAGCGGCUGGCCACCUGUUCCUGGGAUCGGGCACUGAAGGUGUGGGCUGUGCCCAUAGGGACGCUGGACGUUCAGCUGCACUGCCCGUGUCCCCUCAACUGUGUGGCCUUUCGGCCCGAUGGUCAUCUGCUGGCAACGGGGGGCUGGGACCACACCAUCCGCCUCUGGAAGUGGCUGACAGCGGAACCAGUGUGGGUUCUCCACGAACACCAAUCCUCCAUCCGGUCCCUGACCUUCUCCCCAGACGGAGACUUCCUGGUGUCAGCCUCGCUGCAGGGGGACAUCCUGUACUGGUGCCUGAAGUCGGGAUCCGUUGCCGGGGGCUACCAGGCCCAUCGGGGGUCUGUCACCACCCUACGGUUUCUGGACGAAGGUCGCCUGCUCCUCUCCACCGGGGAGGACCAGAAGGUUCGGGUCUGGUCGGGCAUGCUGGGACGGAGGAACGGGGAGAUGGGCGCAAAGGGGGACGACCCUGCCCUCUGCUUGUCCGUCAGUGAGAACGGGGGAGCUGUCGCAGUGGGCUACCACAGCGGCUGGACCAAGAUCUUUGACCUUGGAACAGCCUCAGGGAAGCAAGUGGCAGAGUGCGAGGGCUCAGGGCUGCCCAUCCGAUGCCUACAGUGGUUGAGCGGUGAGGACGUCCUGGCAGCGGGAGGAGAUGACUGCCUGCUGCGGGUAUGGGGGCUGGCAGAUGGGACGGCCAACCGUCUCCGGACAGGCCGGGGCCACUCGGGACCCCUCUUCGCUUUGGGACGGUCCAGCCAGCUUCUGGCGUCUGUCUCCGCGGACUGCAGGCUGCUCCUUUGGACACUAGACCACCUGACGGAAGGGGAGGAGGAGGUGUCCCCCACCUACGUGCUGAGAUCCCACACGGAUGCAGUCACCUGCUGCUCCUUCAGCCCCCAGGGCCACCGAUUGGUGACGGGCAGUCGGGACAAGAGCCUGUUGUUCUGGGACCUGCGGGGAGAGGACAUGGUCUCCCCUCGCUGCCAGAGGUCGGCGCACAGAGACUGGGUGACUGGCUGCUGCUGGGGCCCUCAGUAUGUGGCUUCCUGCUCCAACGAUGGGCUGAUUCGGAUGUGGAAUCCGGAAUCCAUCGAGUGCAUCGGGGAAGUAAAGGGACCCUCCUCGUCCCUCACUGGGGUUCACAUCACGGACGAGUUGCUCCUGUCAGUGACUGGAACAGGUGACCUGCUUGUAUGGAAGAACUCUCGUGUCGCUGUGACCUCCAUCCCCGCCCACACCUGCUGCGUCAAUGCUUUGGCGACCUAUCGGAAAGUGGACUCGACAGAAGGAACUGAUGGAGCGCGAGGUGACGAGUGUCGUGUCCAGGUCUUAACAGCAGCAGAUGACGGACUUGUUCGGCGCUGGGACCCACUGCUGCCUGAAGAGGUGGCCACCCUCACUGGGCACGGGGCGGUGGUCAGAGGAGCAGCCGCUGAGAACCACCUCCCUUUCUUCCUCACUGUGGCUGAGGACCAGACCCUCAGGGUGUGGGACGUCCCGUCCGGACAAGGUGUCUGUCGCUCCUCGACUCACCGCUCCGCCGUCACUGCUCUCGGCUGCUCCCCUUCCGGCCGGUUCCUGCUGUCUGGAAGCAUGUCCGGAGAGGUCGCCCUGUGGGAGUCGGGAAAGGUCCAACUUGUCUUUCAGGCCCACCAGAAGCAGAUCUCAGCCAUCACUUUCCUCUCAGACCAAGAGUUUGCAGUGGGAUCGUACGACGGGCACGUCUCAACCUGGCUGGUGACUCUGGACUCGCAGACUCCCUCUGUGCGAGUGAAUUCCCAGUCCUCCAUCAGCCUCCCCUCACCCGUCUGCUGCCUUGCCUGGAUGGGCAAACGGAAACUCCUCAUCUCGGACCUGGGAUGCUCCCUCCGUACCUGGGAGCCAGGGGUCAGGAAGAAGACGGCACAAAUGGGAUUCUCCCACCUCCAAGCCACGAGGCUGCUGGAACGCACCGACGGAUCCGUGCUGGUUCUGGAGGGGAUCGAAAGCAGCACAGUCUUCAUCGCCAAGCCGCGGGAGGCCCCCAUGGGAGAGGACCCGCCGUCACAAGAGGAGGAGGACAGCAAGCGGAGUGAGGAAUGGAGGAACGGAGCAAAUAGCGAGGAGGAGGGGAGCGAGGGGGAGGAAUCUGAGAAGAGUGCGGAGAGCAAGGGCAAUGAGUCGGACCCUGAAGAGGGGGAGGUGGAGCUGAAGAAUUUGUUUUGCUCGCUCCCUGUCCACGCUCCGGGCGACAAGACUGCGGACACAACAGCGUGGGUCACCGCCAUCAAGGAGUCAGGGAUGAAACCCGGAACAGACUGCUACCUGUUCCACACACUCUCGGCUGGGAGCCUGUGGCGUCAUUCCUGGGACCUGAAAACAUUCUUCAGAAGCUCGGAUGAAGAGCCAGAGUCAUUGGGCUUGUGGCUAGAUCCCCAGAACGGCACCUACAAACAGGUUCACUCCGACCGAGUGACUGCUCUUUCGGAGACGGAGAAUGUAAUCGCGACAGCCUCCUAUGACCAGACUGUGCGGCUGUGGGACCGGGACACCCUGAAGCAGGUUGGCCUCUUCCUCUGUUGCUCCCCGGUCCUGUGCCUGGUAUCAAACCCUGCCUGCCCAGGGCAGCUGAUCUGCGGAGACAAUUUGGGGAACGUUUACUUCCUUAGUUGGCGCCCUCCUCUUCAGCAGCCAUGAAUUGCAGUGGCGGGGGGUGGGAACCUGUCCAGGACCAGCCUCACUGCUACGAUCCGAGAGAAGUCCAAGCAUUAGGCAGGGCUGCAGGCCAAGGCAGAGACCUUCAGGUGGAUGUCACCACCACACAGGCUCUUGUUAAAGGGGGAUUCUCUCCCUUUCAGGCACCCCUGUCAGGGCAAAGUAUCUUUAUCAGUGACCCUUGUUAAAGGGAAGCUUCCUCUCAAUCUAGGAUGCCAAUUAAAGAGGGAUCUCACAUCAUCAGAGACCCCCUUUGAAGACCCCCUCUUUCCACUGGAGACCCUUCAAAAAGGAGGAAGUCUCUCUGCAACAGGGGCCCCUGUUGAAGAGAAAGUCCCUCUCAAUGCAGGGUCCCUGUUUGGGGGGGGGGGUGGGGAGGAGAAUCAUCUGGGAUCUCUGUUAAAAGUCCAUCAGGGACCUCUGUUGGAACACUCCCUCUGGUCAGAGGGGUGCUCUGACCAGCUGUCUCAGCAGCACUACGUUGACAUGCGCUUGGUAAUGAUGGCUAGGCUAACUCGCUGUGUCACCCAGACAGUGGAGCUACCCGUUUGCUUCUUUUUUCUCUCUUCCCCACUCCAUCCCCAGGAACAGCUGGUGCCAGGACCGGCAAUGUUGAUCAGACUGUGAUAGCGGAAACCCCAGCAGGAAAGAGCAAAAUAAAAAUGCAUUAAACCACGUCA